Messenger RNA from Elaeis guineensis (African oil palm), 2345 nucleotides. RefSeq names its product ABC transporter G family member 1. Gene Ontology annotation, cellular component: membrane. Gene Ontology annotation, molecular function: ABC-type transporter activity; ATP binding; ATP hydrolysis activity. The record is from RefSeq and is a predicted model, not a curated record. NCBI's taxonomy places the organism in Eukaryota, Viridiplantae, Streptophyta, Magnoliopsida, Arecales, Arecaceae.
CCAUGGCUUCUCCCUUCCCCGUGCCCAGAUGGACUCCAAGCCCAAGCCCUACGAGGCCUCUCCGCCCUCUGGUCGUCGAAGAAGACGACAUAGAGAUGCAUGACUUGAGGACCAGCGUCGAUGCUCGGGGAGGCAUCGACAGGUCAUUCCCUUUCAGUGGUACAUUUGCUCCUCCACCCCAUGUUCACCCUCGCUUUCAUCACGACAGCCGAGAAGAAUUCGAGAGCUUGCCGGAGAUGGAUGUGGUGAACACGUCGUUCAAAGAGAAGGUACCAAGCUGGGGCGUGGUUGGCCAUGAAGACCUCGAGAGCAACCACAAAAAUAAUCCUGGUGUCUUCCUCACAUGGGAAGAUCUCUGGGUCUCGGCAUCGGAUGGCAAAGGAGGGCGUGUCCCGAUCCUUCGCGGGCUUAAUGGUUAUGCAAGCCCGGGUGAGGUCUUGGCCAUCAUGGGACCAUCCGGUUGUGGCAAGUCUACACUUCUUGACACGCUUGCAGGAAGACUAGGAUCAAACGUAGGCCAAAGGGGAGAAAUCUUAAUCAAUGGCCAAAAGCAGAAACUUGCAUUUGGGACAUCAGCUUAUGUGACACAAGAUGAUGUACUGAUGACGACGCUCACCAUCAGAGAAGCUGUGUACUACUCGGCACAGCUCCAGCUGCCGGAAUCCAUGUCGAGGGCCGAGAAGAGGGAGAGGGCGGAGGCGACCAUCCGAGAGAUGGGGUUGGGAGGCGCCAUGGAUACAAGGAUAGGGGGGUGGGCUUCCAAGGGCAUCAGUGGUGGCCAGAAGAGGAGAGUGAGCAUCUGCAUGGAGAUUCUGACCAGGCCUGAGCUUCUCUUCCUCGACGAGCCGACCAGCGGGCUCGACAGCGCUGCGUCGUACCAUGUGAUGAACAGGAUAUCCAGGCUAGCUCGCCGGGAGGGGAUGACCGUCGUCGCGGCCAUCCACCAGCCCAGCAGUGAAGUUUUUGAUCUCUUUCAUGGCCUUUGCCUCCUGGCUUACGGCGAAACGGUGUACUUUGGCCCAGCUUCAACGACCAGCGAGUUCUUCGCUUUGAAUGGCUUCCCGUGUCCACCUCAUCGAAAUCCUUCAGAUCAUUACCUUAGGACAAUCAACAAAGACUUUGAGAAGGAUAUCGAAGAAGGCCCUAAAGUUAAUCCAAUAACCACGGCUGAAGUAAUUGAGACCCUUGUGAAAUCUUAUAAGUCCUCCAUUAUUUCACAACAAGUAGCUCAACAAAUUGCAGAGAUUCGUGGAAGGGGAGGAGCUCUGGUGAAGAAAGGAAGUCAAGCUAGCUUCUUAACUCAAUCCCUGGUCCUCACCAGAAGGUCCUUUGUGAACAUGUACAGAGAUUUGGGCUACUACUGGUUGCGAUUUGCCAUUUAUAUUGCGCUUUGCCUCUGUGUAGGCACCAUAUACCAUGAUGUUGGCCAUACUUAUGGUUCAAUUCAGGCCAGAGGUUCUAUGCUCAUGUUCAUAGCUGCAUUCCUGACUUUUAUGGCAAUAGGGGGAUUUCCAUCUUUCGUGGAGGACAUGAAGGUCUUUGGACGAGAAAGACUGAACGGGCAUUAUGGUGUCACUGCAUUUGUGAUCGCCAACACUCUUUCUGCCACUCCAUACUUGGCUCUCAUCUCUGUAGCACCAGGGGCCAUGGCCUACUACCUUGUUGGCCUUCAGAGGAGAAUAGAUCACUUUGCCUACUUUGCUCUGGUGCUGUUCAUGUGCAUGAUGCUAGUUGAGGGCUUGAUGAUGAUUGUUGCAAGCAUCGUCCCAGACUUCCUGAUGGGCAUCAUAACUGGGGCUGGAAUCCAGGGAGUGAUGAUGCUGAACGGCGGCUUCUUCCGGUUGCCCGACGACCUCCCCAAGCCGGUGUGGCGAUAUCCGAUGUACUACAUUGCCUUCCAUAAGUAUGCUAACCAAGGCUUCUACAAGAAUGAGUUCUUGGGUCUAACUUUCCCCAACAACCAAGCAGGGGGCCCUCCCACCAUUACUGGUGAAGAGAUUCUGAGAGACACCUGGCAAGUUGAAAUGGGGUACUCCAAGUGGAUUGAUCUUGCUAUAUUAUUCGGUAUGGUUAUUCUGUAUAGGGUCUUAUUCUUGCUCAUUGUAAAGAUAACGGAGAAGGUUAAGCCCAUGAUGAAUGCUCUACUGGUGAAGCCUCCUAAGCAAUCCACCCAUGUUAUGGAGCGGCCGUCGUCUGGACGCUCAGAGUGACUUCCAUGCACUAAAAUGGUUUAGUUGUGAUCUUCUGUAGUAGACUUGAACUCUUUCAUUCCUCACGAGAGGAAAAGUAUAUUUCAGUACAUUUCGUAGUGAACUCUCACAUCAAAAAUAUUGCUCUGUAGUAAA